UCCUACCGAUUUUCUGUAAUGCAUUAUCGAUACUCUAUCGAUUGCUGAGUAGUGCAAAAAAAGUGGGCAAAAAAGGUGCAAUGUUUAGCGUUUAAGUGCGUUAAGUUGCUUUGCGGACGACAACAACAACACCAGCAACAUUGCCGGUCAAAUUGAUCUAAUUGAUUUUCGGGCAGCGCAACAGCAACUAAAACCAAUCCAACAAAUUAAUCCCUGCAUACAUAAACAUAUAAAACACACACAUACAUUCGCAUAAAGGACGCGAACCGAAAAGGGAAAAACAAACACAAAGGAAAAAAGGAAAAGGAGAGCGCAGCUUUUCCAGAAAUUGGGUCAUUUGUUGUUGUUGCUGUUGCUGGUGAUUUUCAAACGAAUUUCAUUUGUUGCUGUCGUCGUCGGUUCGGUGUUGUUGUUGUUGUUGUGAUGGUCGUGGACGUUGUUGUCGCUGACAGCUAAAUGUUAUGGCAACACUUGCAACCUGAAUUCGUGUGGUGAGGAGUGGAAAGCGAAAGGAUAAUAGGGAAGCGGAUACGAAGCCUUAUAUUUCCACCAGAAAAUCCUGGCACAAUUUAUGACAACUCUACACUUGUGUGUUUGUGUUGAGUGAGACAGCGGAGUAGCUUCAAAUCAAAGGAUACCACUGCAGCAGCCAUCCAGCCAGGAGCCUUAAAAACCCGAUUCGCAGACUAUAGACAAAUAAUACCACCAGAUUCCGUGCACAAUGAGCGUGGUGGGCAAGCAACUAAAUCCGGUGCAAUCCUCGGGUGCAGGGGCAGUGGCCACGUCCUCAUCCGCGGCCGCAGGAUCCUCUUCUUCGGGCAGUGGAGUGGAGGCCAACAGCGGCAGCGGAGGAUCGUCGGGAGCUGCCGCAGCGAGCGGUGGUGCCUCCGGUGACGCCAAACGUCCUGCGGAGACUUCCAGCGUGACUCCCGACGAGGUGCUGCACCUGACCAAGAUUACGGACGACUAUCUCUGCUCCGCAAAUGCAAAUGUGUUCGAGAUUGAUUUCACGCGGUUCAAGAUCCGCGACCUGGAGAGCGGCGCCGUGCUCUUCGAGAUCGCCAAGCCGCCGAGCGAACAAUAUCCGGAAGGACUGUCCGUGGAUGAAAACGUGCUGGCGGCAGCCGAGAAACUGACGCUGGAGGACACUGCCGAUCCAAAUGCCGGACGCUAUGUGCGCUAUCAGUUCACACCGGCAUUUCUCAACCUCAAAACAGUGGGAGCCACUGUGGAAUUCACUGUGGGCAGCCAGCCUCUUAAUAAUUUCCGUAUGAUCGAACGCCACUUCUUCCGCGAUCGCCUGCUAAAGACCUUUGACUUUGAGUUUGGCUUCUGCUUUCCAUUUUCGAAGAAUACGGUUGAGCACAUCUACGAGUUUCCUAACCUUCCACCCGACCUAGUUGCUGAAAUGAUAUCGAGCCCCUUUGAGACGCGCUCGGACAGCUUUUACUUUGUGGGAAACCGACUCGUCAUGCACAACAAAGCCGACUACGCCUACGACGGCGGCAAUAUAGUCUAGAAACCCAACUAUAAUGGAACUACAACUAGAGCAAAACUAAUAACUAAAGAACUAGAAACUAAAGAAGCUGUGAGACAAAAUCAAUGACUUGUCACACACACACACACAAAACACACACUCGAAACACCCACUCAAAGUCAACAAUCACACAACACAUCGAAUCGAAUCGCGGAAUAAUAUCACAGCCAUUUUAGCCUUAGCACACAAGAGUUUUACCCACCAUUCCUGUUUGAUGUAUUUAGCAAGGAUAGGAGCUCCUGCAAACGGCCACUUACACACAAACACAACAACACACACUGAAGCACGCGGAUUGUGUUCAUUUAUCAAUGAUUUCCACUUUGACUAUAUAAUUUUAAGUGCUAUGUGAUUUCCCCUGAUUUAUAUAUGUAUUUGUACACACUUAUUUAAUCCUAAUAAGUAAGGACACUCACACACACCCAACAAGGAAGAACAGAUACAUAUAUAAAAUACGUACGUAUACACACACACACACAGAACCUAAGAGAAGCGAAUUGAAAAUUUUCAAAAAAUUGAGGAAAAUCCAUUUGCCGUCAAUUUUUGUAUGCAGCAUACGAUCAUACGAAAUCUAUCAGCUUCUUCAUGGCAUUUUUUUCGUGUCUGUGUAUGUAUAUUUUUAAACAAAUACCAAACGAAAAAAGACGAACGUAACUGGAAAUCUAAAAAAUGUAACGAUUACACGCCGAACAAGAAUGAUAAAUUAAAUUACAUUUUAAAUGUACAUACACCACUAUAAA
Drosophila simulans is the source of this 2274-nucleotide messenger RNA. It is a transcript of the gene unc-119, whose product is annotated as protein unc-119 homolog. Gene Ontology annotation, biological process: cilium assembly; lipoprotein transport; nervous system development. Lineage: Eukaryota; Metazoa; Arthropoda; Insecta; Diptera; Drosophilidae. The record is from RefSeq and is a predicted model, not a curated record. The coding region runs from base 722 to 1519 and encodes 265 amino acids. Gene Ontology annotation, cellular component: cilium. The transcript has 5 exons. Gene Ontology annotation, molecular function: lipid binding.